AAAUGAUUCAUUUUCACUUCCGGGGGCUACGACCGCCUCCGCCUACUUCUAGCUCACCGCCAGCCCUUUGACUCCUCUCUCCUCCUGAAAGCAGCAGCACAUCUCUGCACUCCAACUUCUCCGCGGCUUUACCUACAUACAGACAGAUAUUCACCCCCGCCAUGUCUGCUGGAAAUGCUCAGAUUGGCAAGCCUGCCCCCAAUUUUAAGGCCACAGCUGUUGUAGAUGGGCAGUUUAAGGACAUUCAGUUGUCAGACUACAAAGGAAAGUAUGUGAUCUUCUUCUUCUACCCUCUGGACUUCACAUUUGUGUGCCCUACUGAGAUCAUAGCCUUCAGCGACAGGGCAGAGGAGUUCCGCAAAAUUGGGUGCGAAGUUAUCGGCUGCUCCGUGGACUCUCAGUUCAGUCACUUGGCAUGGAUCAACACACCUAGAAAGCAGGGAGGUCUGGGUAGCAUGAAGAUUCCCCUUGUGGCAGACCUCACCAAGUCGAUCUCAACAGACUACGGAGUGCUGAAGGAGGACGAUGGCAUUGCAUUCAGGGGUCUGUUUGUGAUUGACGACAAGGGCAUCUUGAGGCAGAUCACCAUCAAUGACUUACCUGUGGGUCGCUCUGUGGAUGAGACUCUGCGUCUGGUCCAGGCCUUCCAGCACACUGACCAACACGGAGAGGUGUGCCCUGCCGGCUGGAAACCUGGAAGUGACACCAUGAUCCCCGACGUAGAGAAGAGCAAAGCGUACUUCUCCAAGCAGUAAAUGUGAAGGUCUUCCGGCUGACUUGUAGCACUUGCCUUCAGAUGAGAGGAGCCCCUGUAAAGCAGUCUCUCAUGGCGUCCAGUCUAAUCUGUUAAACUCAGCAAGAAUGUCACUACUUGUUAUUACGGAGCACAUGACAGUUGCAGCUCUUAAUCUUUAUAUGUCCACUUUGCAGUUGUUAGGGCGACCACAUAGUCUCAAGCACUGAAAUAAUAGUUGUUUUGUUCAUUUAUCAAAAAAAAAGUAUUGCUAUUUUUUCCUUGCUGUCAUGAAUAAUUCCUAAUACCAUAUUUUAUUAAAGCUGUGGGGGAAAAAAUGUGACUUUGUUUGCCUUGGUAAAAUCUUUCAGUAUAUCCUCAAUGUUAACACAAUUGUGAACCACUAGAUGGUGCCAUGGUUCUUUCUGAAUCAGUCAUGAUAUUAAGUUGAAAUGAAAUCUGUCAGGGCCGGUUUCUGUAACUGGCCCAGAGGUUCAGUGUAUGUCGCGACGCUGUGGAGUCUUGGUUAAUAUUGGAGUUAUUGUUGCUUGACUCAGCAUGACGACUAUGGUUGCCAAAUGGCACUAAAGCAAGUUGGGAAAGCUUGGAUUGUCGGAAGUGAUACAAGAUCUACGCACUACAGUAACACUACUUUCAUGUAAUUUUUAAAUUAAUUUACCCUUUGACUUAAGAAAAGAGUUACAAGGCACUUAUUUGGGUGGGGGGGUUCUGACAAUAAACUAGACAUUUUUGCCCAGAGAA
This is a messenger RNA of Solea solea (common sole), 1495 nucleotides long. RefSeq names its product peroxiredoxin 2 (gene prdx2). Bases 162 to 755 code for a protein of 197 amino acids. Lineage: Eukaryota; Metazoa; Chordata; Actinopteri; Pleuronectiformes; Soleidae. Gene Ontology annotation, biological process: leukocyte activation; hydrogen peroxide catabolic process; removal of superoxide radicals. The transcript is spliced from 6 exons. Gene Ontology annotation, molecular function: thioredoxin peroxidase activity. The record is from RefSeq and is a predicted model, not a curated record. Gene Ontology annotation, cellular component: cytosol.